AUGUCGAGCUCCUCUGCUCGACCGAUCCGGAAACAACCCAGUCGGCACUCAAUUGCGCGAUCACCAUUCAGCAAUUCGUACCUGUCGGGCUCCUUCCUGCCUGGCUCGCCUCUAGCCCAGGAGUCGAUCGCACGGGAUCUUGAGGAGUGCGACGACGAUGAUGGGGUCAACAAUUCCGAAAAUGGAACGUCAAGCUCUGAAGAUGAUUCUUCGGAAGCGUCGACUGUGCGCCCUGAGGCGGUGCAACACUCCAUGGCCAAUUCGUAUAGGAGGCCAAGUUUUGUAGCCUUUGGAGGGACGAGGGGUGCGGUGACGCCGCAGCUCCAGGAACCGACCUACUUAACGAAGAAAGAAAAGAAGGCAGCAAGAAAUGAAGAGAGAAGCCUGCUAAGGGACAAUCAUCUUGCUCCACCGAAACACCCUGAACCGAAAGACCGAAGUGCUCUGAGUCGGUUGUACAAGCGGCUAUUCAGUACCAGGAGACCGAAGACCGUGGCAGACGAAGAGGCGGAUGCUGAAGACCCAACAUCCAUUGUAGGGCCGUCAGAAACGACUGCGUUACUGGGAGAUGGUGCACCUGAAUCUGCGAGAACCCGUCAUGAGAGACUGAACGCUCAAUGGGAAGCAGCUGUCGCAUCUGGGAAGAUCAAGACAACAUGGCAGCGCGAAGCGAAGACGUUGUGGAAAUACUCCAGUCCUCUGGUUGUCACCUUCGUGCUUCAAUACUCUCUACCAGUCGCCAGUAUCUUUACAGUCGGACAUCUUGGGAAGGUGGAACUCGGCGCAGUCAGUUUGGCUAGUAUGACUGCGAAUAUUUCUGGAUAUGCGAUAUACCAAGGAUUGGCUACGAGUUUGGAUACGCUAUGUGCGCAGGCUUACGGGAGCGGGAAGAAACAUCUCGUUGGACUUCAGCUGCAGAGAAUGGUGUAUUUUCUAUGGAUUCUGACAAUACCAAUCGGCAUACUCUGGCUAUUUGCUGAGAAGAUCUUGGAGAAGAUGGUCCCCGAAAAGGAAUCUGCAGAGUUCGCAGGACUUUACCUCCGAAUCUUACUCAUUGGUGCACCCGGAUACGCUUGUUUCGAGAGUGGGAAGCGCUUUGUACAGGCUCAGGGCUUGUUUUCUGCGACUACCUACGUUCUGCUUGUUGCAGCACCUCUGAACGCUUUCAUGAAUUGGCUGUUUGUUUGGCAUUUCGAUUGGGGCUUCGUUGGUGCUCCAAUUGCGGUUGCUGUUACGGAUAAUCUUUUGCCGAUUCUCUUGUUCCUAUAUGUGAGAUUCGUUGAUGGUCGACAAUGUUGGAACGGUUUUACUUGGAAGGCAUUCCAUAAUUGGGGCCCAAUGAUCAAGCUUGCGCUACCGGGUCUGCUAAUGGUCGAGGCGGAAUAUCUAGCAUUUGAAAUCUUGACACUUGCAGCCAGUUACUUCGGUACCACACAUCUUGCUGCUCAGAGCGUCCUGAGUACUAUCACUGCAAUGACUUUUCAGAUCCCAUUCUCGACUUCGAUCGCAGCCUCAACUCGUAUUGCGAACUUGAUUGGUGCUACUCUCAGUGAUGCUGCGAAGACGUCCGCUAUAGUGGUAAUGAUAACAGCAACUGUCAUUGGAGUAUUCAACGUCAUUCUCCUCUCGUCCCUCCGCAACCUCAUACCUCAACUCUUCACCAACGACCAAGGCGUAUCCGACCUCGUCGCCCGCGUGAUGCCUCUCUGCGCAGCAUUUCAGCUCUUUGACGCCCUAGCAGCCAAUUGCAACGGUCUGCUUCGAGGUCUUGGAAGACAGGAGAUAGGAGGUUGGGUUAACCUUUUCUGUUAUUAUGUUAUCGCGAUGCCGAUCUCGUUCUAUACCGCUUUUGCGCUGGACUGGGAGUUGCAUGGUCUUUGGUCAGGAGUGGCUCUCGCCCUUGGCUUGGUCGCUGCUGCUGAAGGAUAUUUCAUCUGGAAGGCCGAUUGGAAUCAAGCUGUUGAAGAUGCUCAGACGAGGAAUAACGCUGGCUAA
Molecule: messenger RNA, 1995 nt
Organism: Cadophora gregata
Lineage: Eukaryota; Fungi; Ascomycota; Leotiomycetes; Helotiales; Ploettnerulaceae
Exons: 5
Coding region: 1-1995 (664 amino acids)
Biological process (GO): xenobiotic detoxification by transmembrane export across the plasma membrane
Cellular component (GO): membrane
Molecular function (GO): xenobiotic transmembrane transporter activity; antiporter activity
Source: RefSeq, a predicted model, not a curated record